Molecule: messenger RNA, 2403 nt
Organism: Paramecium tetraurelia
Lineage: Eukaryota; Ciliophora; Oligohymenophorea; Peniculida; Parameciidae
Exons: 4
Biological process (GO): endocytosis; endosomal transport
Cellular component (GO): cytoplasm; plasma membrane
Molecular function (GO): protein binding
Source: RefSeq, a predicted model, not a curated record
AUGAGUGUGAGAGUAAAACUUGAUAAUAAAGAAAGAGGUUAUUAUGCCUCAUUGUAUUAAGCAGUUGAUGCAACAAACACAGGCUAGAUUGGAGGAGCUUAAGCAGUCUCAUUUUUCAAAAGAUCAGGAUUAUCUAUAGAAAUUCUCAAAAAGAUUUGGUUAAUUAGUUCACCCAAUAAUUAAACUUUGAAUAAGGAAGAAUUCUAUGUAGCUCUCAAGCUCAUCAGUUAUGCACAAAACAAUAUUGAUGUUUCCAACGAUUCCAUUUAAAGAUGCAUUCCAAGUCCAUUACCAUAAUUCUAAUCUGAUACAGAAGAAGUUUAUAAACUCAGACCAGAAUAAGAGAGGUUAUAUCAGAAUUAUAUAUAAUAAUUAGAUCAUUCCAACUCCACAGUCUCAACUUAAAUGGCAAUGAAUUUAUUCAAAAAAACUAAUCUCACUUAAUUUCAAUUAUAGAAUAUCAUCAAUCUAGUUGAUCCGAACCUAUAAACUAAACCAAGAAUGACUACUCAUUCCUAUAUUGUUAUCACACAUCUAAUAUCAUUAGCAUCUUAAAAUGUGCCAAUACCAUAAAAAUUGCCAAAUUCCCUAUAAGAAUACUUAAACUAACAGUUAUUAGUAUCUUAAAAUCUUAAUAUUAAUAAUCCCCCUAUCAACCCACAACCCUCUGUUGUCCCUAAAUCUAAUGACUUAAUGGAUUUCGAAGCAAAUUUUGAUACAUCUAAAUCUCCUAUUGAUAAAUAUAGCGCUUUCAAUUACAUAGAAAUGCCCAAUCCGAUUAUUGAAACAACAGUAUAAAAAUAGUAAUAACCUUAAUUAACUACAUCUUAAUCAUUCAAAAUUCCAGCAGCAUAAACUUAAUAACCAGUUCUAAAACAACAAAAAUCAAUUGAUCUAAUUAUGAAUGAUGUCGAUUCUCAACCACAAUUAUAAUAAAUAACUUAGCCAAUUGUCCCACAAUAGCAAGUAGCGUCUUUGUAAAGUACAACAAUAUCAUAGCAAGUUUCUCAAUAGCCUAAAAAAACAAUAGAUUUUCAAAAGUAAGUCUUGCUUCAAGAAUAAAUGUAAAUACAGCAGCAAUAGUUAGAAUAAAAUUUUAAGGAAGCCAAUGAUUUGCUUAAUGAGUUUAAGGAAUCUCAUGAAAAGAUUCUGAUCUCAAGUUAAAGUUAAUUAGAAUCAUUAUAGACAACUAAUGAACAAUAUAAAACUUUAUUAAAAAAGAUUUCUGACGAAAAUUAUUUGUUUUAAGAAGAACUUAAAUAAAUUGAAUAAUAGAAGAAGAAACUCACAGAAUCUUUAAGUAAAUAAGCCAUAGAAAUCAACUAAAAAUUAGGAUUGAACAUUUAAUUAAAACAAGAAUACUCAAAAUAGACUACAAGUACAAUCAAUGCAGUUACAGAUUAUGCCAAUUAAAUAAUUGGAGAUUUAAGAUCUAAUUAUGAGAUUGAAUAAGAAAGAAAAAGGAGAUAAGAAUAAGAAAUUAUUAAAGAAAUGAAAUAAUAAAAAGAUCAGAUGAGUUUAAUAUUUGAAGCAUUAGGUUCUUUAUCUAAAGAUAUAAAAUCAUAAAGAAAGAAUUCUACACCUUAUUAGCCUAUAGACACUCAUGAAACGCAAAAUACCUUUGUACCUUUCUAAUAGGUUGCAUAAUCAUAAUAAAUUAAAACUAAUUAAAUACCAUAGGAUCAAUAAGAAUUUAGAGAAGUAAUGGAUAUCAAAUUUGAUAAUAUUGAAUUUCCAAAAUUGAAGUUAUAAGAAUAAUAAUAAGAAUAAAUAAAAUAAGUUGAUUUAGAUAAUAAAGAAUAAUUUGAUGUAUUUUCUUUAUAUAAAGAUAAUUAACAUAAAGAUUUAUCUAAUUAGGUAGUCUAACUAGAAUAAAAUGAAUAGAAACAAUAAGUAGAAUAAUUUGAAUAACAGUAAAUUAAAUCAUAAGAAGUUGAGGACUUUGUAUUUACUGAAAGUUAAUAACCUCCUUAAGUUAAAUUAGAAGAUAAGAUUGAAUUUGAAAAUAACAUGAUUGGGUUUGAUAACGAUGUUGGAUUUAUUAAUAAAAAUAAUGAAGAUCAACUUGAGAUUAAUUAAUAGUAAGAACAAUAAAUAAAUGUUCAAUUUGAUUAAUCUAAGUAAUUUGAGGAAUAAGAGGAAAUAGAACAUAAAGUAUUUGAUCUUAAAUUUGAAGAUGGAUUCGGUGCUCAUUUUGAUAAUAGAAAUUCUAUUGAAUAAAAUCCGUCUAUUAAUUUUGAUUAAAACUUUGUAUUUGAAUAGGGUACAAAACAAGUAGAUGAAGUUUAAAUCGAUUUUGAUGCCAAUAAGGAGUUUGGAGGAAAUGAUUGGACAGGAUUUGCUGACAAUUUUGCUAAAGGAUCUCCACAAUAAAAGGAUGAUUUUUAAUCAUUUAAAUGGUGA